ACUCUUUGAUUAUCUCUUAUCUCUAUACAUUGACCAGUUUAAAAAGAUGAUGACUGAUAAUAUACAGCUUACAAUUAUCUAUUGUCCAUUGAAAAAGUUUGAAGAUUUCUUUGAGAAUAAACAUUCACAGAUUGAUCUCAAAAGUAGAAGAUUAUAUUUUUCAAGAAAAUUUGACUUGUUAUUUAUUCUAUGCAUAAUAGUCUCCUUUCUAUUAUGCAUAAUACAUAUUGUAUAUGUAAUAUUCAAUGAGCCAAUUGUACCAAAACUAUCAAAUUUAAUUAUAUCUCAUUGUGCAGUCUAUUCAGGUGAAUGGAAUCAUGAGAAGACAGUUUUACGUUAUUGGUCUAUUCCAUAUGCUAUACCACCAAUUAUUGAAAAGGAACAAAUAUAUCAAGAUGUAUUAAAUGAUAUUGUUGAAAAAUAUCAUUUACAAUAUAAAAGCUUACGAUGGCAUAAAACUUUUUCUAAAGACGAUAAUGAAUAUUGUUUUCUUACAUAUGAUGAUAGAUGUAAAUUUGAAAAUGCUACAUGGUUUUGUAAUAUGCAUAAACCUAAUAAAAUAUAUGGUUGUUUAGAAGUUGAUUAUAAGAGAAAAAUAAGAAAAGGUACUUCAGAGAAUUGUUUAUACUUAGAUAUAUCUAUAAUACCAUUUCAUGAUAGAUUAUUACCUGUAAUUAUUGUUUUAACCGGUUUCAAAUUUAUACGUAAUCCAUUCAAUCGAAAUAAUGAAGAAGAAGAAGUUGCUUAUUUACCUAGUGAUCAAGUGAUAAUUGAUUCAAAUGCUGUUUGGGUGAAUCCACGAUAUAGACUUGGUCCAUUUGGAGUAUUUUAUGAUUUUAAUAAACUUGGAAGAGAUAAUCAACAGUCUGAAAUCACUUACUUCCUAUUACAUGAUAUAUUAGCUGUACUCAAUUGGGUUCAAGAGAAUAUUGACAGAUAUGGUGGUGAUAAACAUCGUGUUACUUUAUUGUGUCAUGGAUCUGGUGCAACUAUUGCUAUGGCAUUGAUUCAACUACAAUCAUCUUCAAAAAUAAAUCAGACUAAUAGUUUAUUUCAAGGUAUUUGGUUGGCAAGUGGAUCAGUUAACUGGUAUUCUGGUUAUUUUGAUGAUAUUACUAUAGUCCACUUACCUAAACUUGUUCUAAGUCAACUUUUAAAAUUAUGUCCUGAAUAUUCUAAGAUGUUAGAUGAGUACAGUCGUUUAGUAGAAUGUCGUACAAAGUUGAACAGAUUGAAAACUGAAGAGAUUAUAAAUCUUCUUCAAGAAUUCUAUGAUGACAAGUCAAUACUUCGUGAUCCAUUUCAAUUAGAUAAUACUAAGAGGCGUGUUUGGUUUACACCAUCACAAAUGAAAAGAGAAAAUGAACCAAUCAACUGGAAUGAAACAGUUCUACAAAAAGUAUUUAGACAAGAUGAUGUAACUAACCGAAAUUCUUGGCUUAAAUCCGUUGUCUUCUCAUCAAUGGAAAAUGAAUUCAGUGGAUUUGUUGACAGUGAUAAUGUAUAUACUAGUUUAGAUGAAUCAACUAAAUCUACCAUCAGUAUAGAAAAGAAUUUAUUUACACUUGGUAUAAGUAAAGAUAUUCUAUUAAAUUUAACACAUAGAAUUCAUCAAAAACAUAGUGAUAUUUUAUUAAAUUUAAUAUCUGCAUUAAAAUAUACAUGUCCACAUGGUUGGCUUAUAAAUUAUUGGAGAAAUUAUACAAUGAAAUAUUUAUAUUCAACUAAAUUCUAUCAUAUAUACAAUACUGAACCAUCUAGUGAACCUUUAAUAAAAGUACCGGGGUUAUUAAAUUCAACACCUAGAAAUACUCCAUUUCAUGGUUUAGAUAUGCUUAUUUUAACAGGUACUAGAAGUGAAGAGAAUAUUGUUUCAAAGGAUUAUGAAAAUAAACUAAAAAGUGUAUUCUACAAUUUUGUACAUCAUAGUACAGUUGAUAGUGAUUGUGAAAUAAACAAUACAUAUGAUGGGAUAAGAGAUGAAUAUUCCGUGAAAUUUUUGUCGCUAUUGUUAUCCUUGCAAGAUGGGAGAAUUGUCAGCUGGGCAUGCAGGAAUCUAAGAGAAGAAUUCCACUCUUUUGGAAAUGCAUACACACCAUCAAUCUCCCAUUCACACACACACACACAACUGAUAUGGGGAUACAGGGACUCAUGCACACCCUUCUCAUUGACAUUUCUCACUUCGUGGUUGUUUAAUCACUUUUUUAAAUAUCUCUCCUUCUCCUCCUCCUCCUCCAACAACAACAACCAAACAAAUAUUCAUUUAAAACAUAGAGUGAAGUUAAUCUUCCUCCUCAGUUUAUUUUAAAACACAAGUUAUCUAUCUGUCUACCUCGAAGGCAUAGGCAUACAAAGUAAACAAGAAUCAGUCCACUGAAACCUCGUGGAAACCUUUUCCACUAUGAGACAGACUGUGAGUUUCUCUGUGUGUCUAUAUGUUUGCGUAGGUUGGUAUGUCGUUGGUCAUUAUUUUCUCAAAUGAAAAACACCUGUGUUAAUUCUCAUAAUAUCAAAAACUAAACAAUAACGUUUUCU
Messenger RNA from Heterobilharzia americana, 2535 nucleotides. The record is from the annotation of a GenBank genome assembly. Lineage: Eukaryota; Metazoa; Platyhelminthes; Trematoda; Strigeidida; Schistosomatidae.